AAAAAUUAGUCCGAAGGCUCAAAGAAACCGUUCCCGUAGCUAACAACAAAGGCGUGGAACCCAAAACCAAAAAGAAUUCUCUCCCUUCCUCCUCCUCUUUCCCUUCCCUUUUGAUACCUUUUCUUUUUGAUAAAACCUUUUCAACUUUCUUUUCCUCCAAAGCUUGAGCGGUGGAAGAACAAAAACAGAGCGAUGGAGAUCUCCGCCGCGAUCUCCGACGCCAUCUCGCUGGCUGCCACCCACGGCCUCGCCUUCUCCACCAAACUCCUCCUCGCCCGCCCGUCCCCGACCCUCGCCCUCUCCGCCGCUCCCCCCACCGCCGUCCGCUCCGACUUCUACCGCCCCGCCGCCCCCCGCGCCCUCGUCCGCCGCCCCCGCCGCACCCGCCGCCGCUCCCUCACCGAUGGCGACGGCGGCGAAGAGGACGCCUUCUCCGGCGACGGGGACGGAGACGACGGCCCCUUCGGCGGCGGAGGGGGCGGUGGUAGGGGUUGGAAUUUUGGCGGUGGGAGUAACUGGUCGGGGUCGGAUUGGGAUGGAUCGGAGUCUCCCUCCUUUUCUUCGUCGGAUCCGGCGUUUGAUUUCAUCUACGAGAUCGUGUGCUGGAUCGCCCUCUCCAACUGCACCCACUUUGCUUGGAAGAAGCUGGGGCGGCUUCUGGCGGAGAGAGGAAAGGUGAUUUCUUUCCGAUUGCUGCCGUUCAUGUGCUGAUUGGGGAUCGAGAAUCAAAAAGGUGGCAAUUUGAUGGCUUGGUGCUCUCCUUCCCCACCCGCCCUCUAUCCGUUGAUGUAAAUAUCCGUACAUUUUCUUAUAAAUUUUCUUUUUAUUCAUUUAAGUCCGCAAUUACUUUACUUAUCACCUAUAUUUCUAUGUACUAGUUUAUGAUCAAUGGAUUUUUUUUUUUCCUCUUUUAACAAAUUAUCUGAUCCGAGGCUCUCAUGUUGUUCCUAUUGUACACAUCUCUCGCUUCCUUGUGCAUGAAUGAUUAGUGAAUUAUGGAUGUGGUGAA
Molecule: messenger RNA, 1009 nt
Organism: Elaeis guineensis (African oil palm)
Lineage: Eukaryota; Viridiplantae; Streptophyta; Magnoliopsida; Arecales; Arecaceae
Source: RefSeq, a predicted model, not a curated record